UUAUGCUUAUAUAUUGGGUGGCAUCAGUCUUGCACAGAAAUGUACCGCUACGGUAUUAUUGUAUUUUUGCUUCAAAUAUCUUUCUUUUAUCUUAAUGCUGAAGAAGAAUGUGAAUUUCCUCUGGAAAGAAAUGACUACAUUGACAAUAUCUUAAAGGUUUUGUUGAAUAAUGUUGGGAGACGACAGAUCAUGUUUUCUUCUUUCGAUCCCGAUACAUGUCUCAUGCUGAAAAUGAAGCAGAAUCGAUUCCACGUACUGUUUCUAACGCAAGGCAAAAGUCAACGUUACAUUGCGUACAUGGACAGGCGAACACAGUCGUCAGAAGCGGCUAUUUUAUUUGCGUUCAGCAACAAACUCUCUGGUAUCGUGUUUCACAGUGAAGACAUGUUGAGUAACAUUCAGCCGUUUCACUAUGCCAAGGCAAAGAAACUCGUCUGUUUUGUCUGGGGCAACGAUUUAGACAGCGCGAAAAACAUCGAUCACUUUACCAGACUUGGAUUCGAUGGCGUUAUUUAUGACAGGUACCGCAGAGCGACGUAA
Soboliphyme baturini is the source of this 540-nucleotide messenger RNA. The record is from the annotation of a GenBank genome assembly. Lineage: Eukaryota; Metazoa; Nematoda; Enoplea; Dioctophymatida; Soboliphymatidae.